ACAGGCUAUGGUUACUGUAUCCUGUCUGUUGAUACUUAGCUCCGCCUCCUCCCUCCUUCAAAACCUCAGACUCUGCAGAAAACCACACAGCAGCUCCAGCCCAGCUGUCAAUCAUCAGUCAGCAGCAGGGGCUGAUGGGAGUUCUGAGGACCUGUUAGAAACCGCCCGGCUCAGUCUGACCCCGCAGCUCGUCCUGGUUUGGCCUCACUUCUCGUCAGGUUCACCAGAGGAAAACAACAAAAUGUUUCUCCUCCCUGCUGUGGCUCUGUGCUGUGUGAGCUCAGCGCUGGCUGCCAUGACAACAGAGCUCAAACAGGACAGUUUGUCACUGACCAGGAGAGUUGGAGAAAGUGUCUCCUUCAGCUGUGAACGUAUAGACCUGUGUUCUUCAGUUUAUGUGUACUGGUUCCAGAAAAAAGACAACGAAACAUUCACAGGGAUUCUGGGGAUUGAAAAGAGUGAUGGUGUAGUAAACAAAGCUCUUUACAAACAUCCUCAGAAAGAUGAUUUCUCAGCUGUGAUCAAACAGAAUGGCGUUGAGCUGCAGAUCCAGAAGGUUAAUUCCUCUCAUUCAGCCACAUACUACUGCUCCUGUUGGUUAACACCCACAGUGAGAAAUGAUCCGAGCAGGCUGAACAAAAACCAACAGAUGAGCAGAAGUCAGAUAAUGUUUGUGACAGGAAGACAGCAGUAAACCACAGCUCACUGAGUCAUUCACCUCCAUCACACACAGGAUGAACUGAGGGAUUAUUUUACUGGUGUCUGGAUUGAUUCUUCAUUUUAUUUCUUUGUUUUUCUCAAUCAGAUAUUUCAGUAAGGUCAUGGUUAGUCCACACUGUGAGGACAAAGAGAGAAGAGCAGAAACACAUUGACAAAAUAAAUAAAUACAAUAAAA
Molecule: messenger RNA, 895 nt
Organism: Labrus bergylta (ballan wrasse)
Lineage: Eukaryota; Metazoa; Chordata; Actinopteri; Labriformes; Labridae
Source: RefSeq, a predicted model, not a curated record